GGCUUAUCCCUUGGAAUGCGUGGACCGACGGUAUCGAGCGCUUCGGGCUGGGGUAUCUUCGCUUUUCUUUUCUUCGUAUUGGCCACCCCCAGUCCUGCUGCCGUCCGCAGAGCGGAUCGUGGACACUGCAACAAGACCGUAGACAUAUACGAGGACGUAUCGAGCCCGGCCGUGACUGCAACCAAUUGGGGAAAGUCCCUGUCCUGCUGGUACCGUUUUCGCGCGUUUCGUGGAACACCACGGGACUGGAUUUUGCGCGUUCGCUUCAAAAAGUUUAAAGUCGGCGUGUUAGAGAAUGCUACCACCUGUUCCGGAGGUUACUUACAGAUCAUCGACGGCAACACGAAAACCGAAGUGAGCAAUCGCAAAGAUCCCGGCGUAUACUGCGGCGAAUCGGAGCAACCGCAAACGUUCAUCUCCGAGACGAGUUUCGUCCGAGUGAUCUUCCACGCGGACAAUUUCACAGAUCAAACUUACUUCAGCUUCGAUUCCCGGGCGGAACAGCAGUUCGAAGUGUACUUGCGAUAUGGCCAACACCCGGAACUGUAUCCGAACCGACGUGGCGAGAUCGUGCCGGGCAGUUACUGCGAACGGGUGUUCAAAGAUUGCAAGCUCCAAACGUGUUACGUACAGAGCCCGGCUUAUCCGGGCAUAUAUCCGCGGGCACUGCAUUGCAAGUAUCGUUUGAACACACGGCUGCCGUUCAUCAAGCUGUACAUCGAGAACGAAGAGUUCAAUAUCGACGGGCAGAGAUGCGAGAAUAUAAUGACCUGCCCGAUGAGACCGAUUAGUUCCGGGUCGGAGCACUGCCCGUACGAUUACAUACGCGUGUACGACGGCAAAGACGAGAGCAGCCCGGUGAUCGGCACGUUUUGCGGCAUGGGCAAGUUCCCGUACAGCAUAAUCGGCACCAGCGAGGAUCUUUACGUGGAAUUCGUGUCGUCGCCGGCCGGGCCGCUGCUAAACACCGGAUUCCACUUCAACGUCGGCAAUUGGCCCGGCCACGUGGAGACCGCCGGCGUACGGAACGGUAGCUGCGAUUGGCUGCUGAACAGCGAGUCCUUGAACACCGGAAACGAGGGGAUAUUCCUCUCGGUGGCCCAUUGGUAUCCCCCCCACACAAGCUGCACGUAUCUAUUGAAAGGCCGUGUCGGCGAAAUCGCGAGACUCUACUUCCCAAGCUUCCGGGUGAAUCGGAUCGAGUCGCCGAUCCAACCAUACGACGGCGAUUGCGGCGAAAGCCUGACCCUGUACGACGCCGACUGGCCGGAUGACGCGAGGAUCAUCAAAACUUUCUGCGACACGUUCAGCAAACCGAUGGAGAAGCACGAUUUCGUCUCGACCUCGAACGCUCUGUUCGUGAAAUUCGAGAGCAAGACGGGUAGCUACUCGGGCAGCUCGCUGUAUUAUUGGGCGCAUUAUGAUUUCUUCAAUGCGACGCGAUUCGGCGAGCCGGUGCCUGGCACCGAAUGCGACGAGACGUUCGCCUCGUGGAAAUCCCGUUCCGGUAGACUUCGAUCGCCGUUGAACAGUCUCGUCUACAAACGUCCUGGCGAUCCACCGACCGAUCUAUCCUGCACGUACACCUUCGUCACGGACAAGCGAUUGUACGCGCGUGUUAUUCUUACCGUAGAAUCGGUCUCCUUUAAGGAGCAUCCGUACUCGCAAUGUGGGCGUUGUUGGGACAGUCGAGUCGACCGGUUGAUUAUCAGGGAGCCAACUGUCGCGGUCUCUGGUGACCAACAGUUCCAUCAAACUCAACAACAAUCCCAACAACGUUCGCAGUACUAUCAGAAUGCACAGCAACAAGAUAUUGGAAUGGAUAAGGGUCAUUGCAUCUGUCGAUCGACGGUUAAUUCUGGUUCGCACAACGAAGGGAAACCGUUGGUUCGCAUGGUCUCACGCGGAGAAAAGCUCGAAUUGAAGUUACUGGUGGACGGGGCGCAUUCAGCGGCGAGUUACUUCAAGCAGUCCGCCCCGUUGUUCGAGGCGACGUACGAGUUCGCUCAUAGUCCUUUAUGCGGGCCAGCGAUUCUGCCGGCCACCACCGACGGAGAAAUCGAAUUUCCUCAUUACGAGGCGCUCGGAUACGUCGCUCCGCCUCGGUCCAUCAAAUGCAUCUGGGAGAUACGCGUGAAUCGGGACAGGGACGUCUGGUUGCAUUUCGAUAAAAUUAAAUUCGCCUCGAGGUCCUGCGAGGACGGGAAACUGGAGAUAUUCUUGCCGGGCAGCACGGAACCGUUUCUCGGUGUGUGCGGCGAAAACGUGAGUCAAGUCCAAGAAAUGCCGAUCAUUUCGGCGGCUCGGAUAACCCCGAAUGGCGUUCGUACGACUGGGGAUCGCGGUUCCUCGGGAUUAGACUCGAUCCAGACGUAUUUGCAAUCGCAACAAUCUAUCGUAGGGGCGUCGCCGUCACAGACGUCCUCGGUGCCGAACGAACAAAAUCGCCAAGAAUCGGAAUGGCCAGCUGUGAUCGUACAAUUCACAGGUUCGAUGGCGCCGGCGAGGGCGGCUUUUAAGAUCGCCUGGACGGAAUUGUAUCAUCUGCCACGCGAUGCCUCAGGCGCUCUGAACACGCAGAAGCUCGAGGAACUUUGCGGCUUCCGGUGUCCCGGUGACGCCGGUUGCAUUCCCACGCGGCUAGUCUGUAACGGGGUGAUUAAUUGCCCGGUACCGGAACCCAGGUCCGUUUUUCGAAACACGAACAACGGCACCGGUUUCCUCGCGAUACCAGAGGAACCGAACGACGAAUCGAUCGAGACCUGCGGGGCGGACGUGAUCGGUGCUCGUGGUAACGCGGCUGGUUCCGGAAACGGCGUCGGCAGUUUCGCCAGCGUGGUCGGUUCCGCUGGAUGGGCGGGCGCCGGUCUGGGCGCCAGCUUAGCCGUUCUUUUCGGUCUGGUCUGUUUAAUCACGGUCUGCAAAAUUUGCAGACGUCGCUCCGAACCUAGGAAUAUCCACGUACCUUAUUGA
Molecule: messenger RNA, 2973 nt
Organism: Dufourea novaeangliae
Lineage: Eukaryota; Metazoa; Arthropoda; Insecta; Hymenoptera; Halictidae
Exons: 3
Coding region: 16-2973 (985 amino acids)
Cellular component (GO): plasma membrane
Source: RefSeq, a predicted model, not a curated record